GAUUACUUGCUUGCAGCAGGACCUCUUGCCAGGAACUUUCUUUAGGCAAAGACGCACUGUGUGGAUAUAUGGUCUUGAAAAUGAACUUUAAGGAGAUUUUUCUAGCAAAGUACCUGGUGAUUUUAUUUUUCAGUGUAAAAGGUUCACUUGGAAAACUUGCAAAGGUUUCAGCAAUUCUGAGUGAGUCUGUUCUCCUGAAUAUUUCUAGUCCUGUAAAUGAGAAAAUAGAUGAGGUAAAAUGGUCGAAAGAAGGACAUAUGAUUGCAAAACUCAUCAAUUCUUCAAUAGUUUAUUACGCCAACAAAGAAAAGUAUUGCCUUUUUGGAAAUGGGACCCUGAAAAUUGAACAAUUGGUGCAACAGGACAGUGGAAAUUACACAGCUGAAGUCUAUCACUCUGAUGGUACUCAAUCAGAGACAAAGAACAUUGUUCUGAGCUUUGUUGAGCGUGUCCCACAACCACUGCUCACAUGGGAUUGUACUAGAAAACAACUUAAGUUGACAUGUGAGGUAAAGCAGGAUCCUAAACCAGUUUCUCAGAUCAUUCAUUAUGAUGACAAAUCUCUCAAGUUGAUAAAAGAAUGGAAAUCUCCAAAUGGCUCUUGGAACGUGGAAUAUCAAGGGACUAAAAAUGCCUCUGGGAAGUACACGUGCACUGUUUCAAAUGGCCUGACCAGCAAAAGUGAUAUCAGAUAUAUCAAGUGUACAGGUCUGGACCUCCUUCUCAUCCUGUGCAUUGCAGGAGGUGCUGUCGUCUUUGUCAUUAUUUUGGUUCUGCUGAUUUAUUGUAUCCGGAGGAAGAGAAUGGAACACUAUGAAGAAGAAGAUGAUGAUGAGGAGAUGCCAGUGCAGAUUUUUCCAGUGGAAGAUGGAAUGAAACAGCGGGAGCUUCCACCUCCUCCAGGUCGUGCUCCCCAGAGGCAGCCAAGGCAGCCACAGAGACCACCUCCCCAGUCUCAGCCUCAAGCACAGCAACUUGCAGCGCCCCCACGGCCCAGACCACGCACUCAGCAGAGACCUCCAAACCGCAUAAAGGAGAGAACAUAAAUGCUUGGCCAGGAGGAACAGACACUGCCCCACAAUCUUCCCUGAUGUGAGCCACCAAAAAGAUAGCUUUGCAAAUAGCCAGGAAAUCCUUCAUACUUUCAGGACUCAGCAAUGCAAUGGCAGCAUUUGUUGAGGAGGAUCACUUCAUAUACACUCAUGUCCUAUACACUGAAUCUGAAGAGACCCAGUGAUGUGAAUUGAGUUGAUCAAGGUUCAUCAUCUUUGUCAUUUUCCCCCUGGGAACACCCUGCUAAUGUGGAGCCUUGAAAUCUACUUCAUUGUGCUUUGCUUGGUUUCACCAGAUUUUACAGUCUUUCCGCUCUUGGGAGAGAUUCUAUCUAGAAGUCUCUACAGCUCUAAUGAGAUGACACCAACUCAUUCCUGUUGCAUGAUUUUAACACAUGAAUCACUCUCAACACCUAAAGGCAUGCAAACACUUCCUGACCUGUUGCAACCAAAUAUUUGACUUGCUGGUGGUCAGAAAAAUAGCCCUGUGUAUUACAGUGUGGGUCUGAUGCAGAGGAGUCCUGGCAAGAAAUUGAAACUCUGUUUCAAGGCCCCUUCAUGCAAACUAGAUCAGGGUUUCUGAGGCAGACACGUUUGUCAGCAUCUGUUGCUUUGUGAGAUUAAUGUUACAAAUCCCACCCAGAACCAAGCAAUCCAAUUAAUAUCUAUGUUCACUGAAUCUGGAUGGCUUUCUUGUCAUCACAUGGUAACCUCUUGUUCUUGGAAUGGGUCUGUGUUGGCCAGUUCAGACGCUAAGGUUAGUGUUCCACCUGCAGCCUCCUUGCUUGUGCCAGAGGGAGAUGUUUAUUAUCUUGUUUUUUUCUGCAAGUGCUCCUGCAGCUCUUAUGCUUGUCUGCCAGGUCCCCAUCCAAACCGAAGGCUUCAGGAGGUCUUAUUUGUUCUUUUUGUCCUGUGAACUAUUUAGCAGACAUCUGACACAGUGUGCUUCAGGUGAUACCCAGAGGGUCCCUGUUUGAGAGUUCUGGAUACAGAUAGGCUUGUCUCAUGACACAUAUCCACUGAUUUCUGUGCUAACUGCUACAAUAACUACCAUGUCCAUAGAGGAGCAAUCUACUGAAAGCUCUCUCUUUAGUAGAGAAGACAAUGCUUGGCUGGACUGCAGGACUUUGUAUGUCAUGGGAAGGCAUUAUUUCUUAUUCCUCUGAACCUUGGAGACUUCUCUAACUUCUCUCUUCGGCUCUCAACUGGGACAGCAGCAGAGAGCCUAGCCUUCUGUUUUUUACGAUAUUGUUUUGAAUGGAUAAAACAGGCCCUCUGACUGCGCACUGAGCAAGGGGUGGAAAUGAGAUGUGGUGUGAAUAGAACCUCUGCUGGAAUUGCUACUUACAGAGCAUUUCAGUCAUGGCUCUUCUACUUAAAGCAGAUGAAUGUAUUGCAUGUUUCUGGGCUUGGAGUAGUUAAUGUAUUCCACUGGUGUUAAAAGAUGUGUCUUGACUUUUUUCAACACACAUGACUAUUUUGAGUUUGCCAGUGUUGUUGCAGGUGGAGGGAAAGGGGCUGGGGAGAAGAUGGAUGCUCUGCCUGUUGAGUUGCUUUGCUUUGUUUUUCUUCAGAUGCUACUCAGUAUGACCUCCUGACUCCAUUUCCUGCAGUCUGUCCUAAUGCUUCCAUUAUUUAAAAGUUUAUUGUUUCAAUAUCCUGUACUUUAUUUUGCAUGUGAGUAUUAGUGUGGUGAGUAAAUAAAUAAAGAUUAACAAAUGGA
This is a messenger RNA of Gavialis gangeticus (Gharial), 2775 nucleotides long. It is a transcript of the gene CD2, whose product is annotated as CD2 molecule. The transcript has 6 exons. The coding region runs from base 69 to 1046 and encodes 325 amino acids. The record is from RefSeq and is a predicted model, not a curated record. NCBI's taxonomy places the organism in Eukaryota, Metazoa, Chordata, Crocodylia, Gavialidae.